AUGUCAAUUUUGGACCAGCCCAAGAUAUGUUCUUCUUGGCCUCGCAUACGUGACCCAGAUUUAGAACAAGAAUUAAAACGUCGAGGAAUUGAACUAACAGACAUAGGUCCAGAAACUCCUCCUAUUGACAUGCUCAUCGGUGCUGACUUUCUGGGAGGAAUAUUAACAGGAAGAAUAGAAGUUCUGCCAUCUGGUAUAACAGCCGUAGAAACGAAACUCGGAUACAGUGUUUUAGGUCCAGGAAAGAAGAACAGCAUAAAUAUGGUAUCGCUAUGUAUGCAUCACUCAGAGAAACACAAAAUUUGGGACUUAGAAUCUUUGGGUAUAACAGAUCCCACUGAGAGGAAAACAACUAAGGAGCUAGAUGAAGAAACGGUCACAUUUUUUCAAGAGACAAUUCGGAAAACUGGCAACAGGUAUGAGGUGGCUCUUCCAUGGCUAGCAGGACAUCCUCACUUGUAUGAUGGAUACGACCAGGCAGAAGCAAGACUUCGCACCGUUACUAAGCGUCUUUUGAAAGACAAUUACUACGAACUGUAUGAUGGUGUCUUACAGCAGUGGAAGAAUGAUAACAUCAUAGAGGAGGUGACCGAAGCUGAAAUGUCAAGUUCAAAGGCUUGUCAUUAUUUGCCACAUCAUCCAGUCGUUAAAUCAUCAAGCGCUACCACGAAGGUCAGGCCAGUCUUUGACGCUUCAUGCAAACGCCCCGGAUAUGCCUCCUUAAAUGACUGUCUUAGUACAGGACCAAGUUUAUUAAGUGAAAUCCCUCGCCUCAUAAGUAAAUUUCGUUGUGGUGCCAUUGGAGUAAUUGCAGACAUUAAACAAGCAUUUCUUCAACUCUCUUUAGCUGCCAAAGAUAGAGACUACCUAAGAUUCCUUUGGUGGGAAGACAAAGAACACACUAAGAUGAAAUUUUACAGGCAUUGUCGUGUUGUUUUCGGCGUUUCAUCAAGCCCCUUCUUAUUAAAUGCCACGAUUAAAUUUCAUCUUGAAUCGCAGGAAUUCCAAUCAAUAGUCCUGCAAAACACGAUCAAUCGAAUAAAAGAAGGAUUUUAUGUAGACAACUUAGUCACGAGUGUGAAUACCAGCGAAGAACUGGAACAAUUAAAAUCGCAAGCUAUAGAAGUAAUGCAAAAGGGUUCCUUUGAAUUGAGAUGCAAGGCUUACAGUGGAAUUGAAGAAAGUAUAGAUCAGAAUGUACUUGACCUGAAAUGGGACACUCAUGCAGAUGAACUUUAUUGUGCUGGCUGUAAAACGACUUCAGAAAAGGUCCUUUCAAAGAGAAAGCUUCUCUCUGUAGUUAACAACAUAUACGAUCCUAUUGGAUUUACGUCACCUGCAACUCUUCUUCCAAAAUUAUUGCUUCAAGAAGCUUGGAAAAACAAGAUAGGCUGGGACGACGAUCUGCCUCUAAAUAUUCAACAUAGAUAUCAACACUGGGUGAAGCAUAUUGAUCUCAUAGAACAGUGCAGAAUACCUCGUCGAUUAAUGCUAGGAACUGUUGAGAAGAAGAAACGGGAACCUCUGUCCAAUUAA
Messenger RNA from Uloborus diversus, 1536 nucleotides. RefSeq lists its product as uncharacterized. Bases 1 to 1536 code for a protein of 511 amino acids. NCBI's taxonomy places the organism in Eukaryota, Metazoa, Arthropoda, Arachnida, Araneae, Uloboridae. The transcript has a single exon. The record is from RefSeq and is a predicted model, not a curated record.